CUUCCCAGGGGGCCCGGCUGGGGCAGACGCGAGGGACCUGGGGGGGCGCUGGCUUUGGCCCCGCCUGGGGCAGGAUGGUGAAUCUGGAACCUAUGCACACAGACCUCAAGAUGAGUGGGGAUGUGGCAGACUCCACGGACACGCGUGGCUCGCUCAGCCAGGUGGAGCCAGGAAAUGAUCGAAAUGGGCUAGAUUUCAACAGACAGAUUAAGACGGAAGACCUCAGUGACUCUCUACAGCAGACCCUCCCCCAUCGGCCAUGUCACCUGAGUCAGGCACCUGCCAUGAUGUCUGGAAACCAAAUGUCUGGGGACAUGGCUUCCCUCCACCCACUCCAGCAGCUCGUGCUGGUGCCUGGCCACUUGCAGUCUGUGUCCCAGUUCCUACUCUCUCAGACCCAGCCUGGGCAGCAAGGUCUGCAGCCAAAUCUUCUCCCCUUUCCGCAGCAGCAAAGCAGUCUCCUCCUCCCACAGACGGGGCCUGGCCUCGCAUCCCAGGCAGUCGGCCGUCCCGGGCUGCCAGGAUCCACCUUAGAACCACACCUGGAAGCAUCCCAGCACCUGCCAGGGCCCAAGCACUUGACCAGCUCUGCAGGGCCCGAUGAGCCCAGUGACCUUGAGGAACUGGAGAGGUUUGCCAAGACCUUCAAGCAAAGGCGCAUUAAACUGGGCUUCACACAGGGAGAUGUGGGCCUGGCCAUGGGAAAGCUGUAUGGCAAUGACUUCAGCCAGACGACCAUCUCGCGCUUUGAAGCCCUCAACUUGAGCUUCAAGAACAUGUGCAAGCUCAAGCCGCUGCUGGAGAAGUGGCUGAAUGACGCAGAGUCUUCUCCAUCAGACCCCUCAGUGAGCACGCCCAGUUCUUACCCCAGUCUCAGCGAAGUGUUUGGGAGGAAGAGGAAGAAGCGGACCAGCAUCGAGACCAACAUCCGCCUGACUCUGGAGAAGAGAUUUCAAGAUAACCCCAAGCCCAGCUCAGAAGAGAUCUCCAUGAUCGCUGAGCAGCUAUCCAUGGAGAAGGAGGUGGUGAGGGUCUGGUUCUGCAACCGACGCCAAAAGGAGAAGCGAAUCAACUGCCCCGUGGCCACACCCAUCAAACCACCCAUCUACAAUUCCCGGCUGGUCUCUCCCUCAGGGUCUUUGGGUCCCCUCUCUGUCCCUCCCGUGCAUAGCACCAUGCCUGGAACAGUAACGUCAUCCUGUUCCCCUGGGAACAACAGCAGGCCUUCGUCUCCCGGUGUAGGACUCCACGCCAACAGCCCCACUGCGUCUCAAAAUAACUCCAAAGCUGCAGUGAACUCCUCCUCCAACUUUAACUCUUCAGGAUCUUGGUACCGAUGGAAUCACCCCACCUACCUCCACUGA
Molecule: messenger RNA, 1364 nt
Organism: Ochotona curzoniae (black-lipped pika)
Lineage: Eukaryota; Metazoa; Chordata; Mammalia; Lagomorpha; Ochotonidae
Gene: POU2F3
Product: POU class 2 homeobox 3
Exons: 13
Coding region: 75-1364 (429 amino acids)
Biological process (GO): regulation of transcription by RNA polymerase II
Cellular component (GO): nucleus
Molecular function (GO): DNA-binding transcription factor activity, RNA polymerase II-specific; RNA polymerase II cis-regulatory region sequence-specific DNA binding
Source: RefSeq, a predicted model, not a curated record